AUGGGAUUUUUCCCAAUCCACUUCAAAACUCCACCAAGAUACCUAUUAGCCUGCAUUCUCUGUUCAGCAAAUGGCGUCCUCUUCGGAAUGGACACGGGAAUCAUCGGCCCAGUCACCGACAUGACAGACUUCAAAGCAAAAUUCGGCGGUAGUGAAAACUCAACAAUCCACGGCCUGAUCGUCUCCUGUAUCUUGAUUCCAGCGGCUCUCUCUUCCUUCUUUGCUGGCUACGUUGCCGACCGGCUAGGCCGACCAAAGGGAAUCAGUAUCGGGGUUUUCAUAUUCGGUAUUGGAGCCGCGAUUGAAGCAGGUGCUGUUCAGCUGUCCAUGUUCAUCGUUGGUCGUAUUGUUGAAGGUCUCGGGGAGGGUCUUUUCCUUGGGAACCUUGUUGUUCUGAUUUGUGAGAUUUCACCGAUACGCACUAGAGGUGCUUUGACUACUGGUCCUCAGCUGGCUACAACACUUGGAUUGGUUGUGGGCUACUUUGUUUGUUAUGGAACUUCGAAUAUCCAGUCUUCGCUUUCAUGGCGGAUGCCCUUCGUUCUUCUUUCUGCCUUUUCCAUGAUUCUUUGCGGUCUUUCUUUGAUUUUCUUGCCUGAGUCACCGCAGUGGCUUGGUCUUCAAGGUCGCUAUGCUAUGGCUGAAGAGGCUUGGGAUAAGUUGGGCGUUACUCAUGCGGACCGUGAGAAGGUUGAAGUUUCAGUGCAGACAACGGAAAUUGAGCCUGGCACUGAAAGUGAACAGGAUGGCCAGACCACGAUGGAGAAACUUAUGGAUGUCUUCUCCAAGGAUGUGAGAGGCAGGACUUUCCUUGCUGUCUUCUUGAUGGGCAUGCAGCAAAUGAGUGGCAUCGACGGAGUCCUCUACUAUGCCCCUGAACUCUUCCAAAAAGCAGGCCUCGCCUCGUCAGAAGCAAGUUUCCUAGCCUCCGGUGUUUCAGCCAUCGUCAUCUUCGCUGUGACUGUCCCAGGUCUGAUCUACGCCGAUGGAUGGGGCCGCCGAAGCAGCAUUGUCUACGGCGGCAUCGGGCAAGCCGUUCUAAUGUUCCUGAUGGGUGGCCUGUAUGCUGGGAAUGCCGUCCAUCAAUCUACCGGCGCUGGUCGCUGGGUUGUGAUUGUCUGCAUCUUCCUGUUUGCCGCUCUUUACUCUGUCUCUUGGGGUAUUGCCGUCAAAGUGUACGCGGCUGAGAUCCAACCCCAACGAACACGGGCAUCAGCUACGACACUUGGCCAUUCGAGCAAUUGGUUGUGCAAUUUCUUGGUUGCGUUGACUACGCCAAUUUUACUUGCGAAGAGUAGUUACGGUGCCUAUUUUUUGUGGGGUGGGUGUAGUAUUAUCACUGCGGUUGUUGGCAUCCUUUACAUGCACGAGACCAAAGGUCGCACAUUCCCUGAGAUAGAAACCGCUUUUAAGGGCAAGUCACCUGGAAAGAAGAGUCCCUUCCUGGGUUACAAGGGCAAUGUUUGA
This is a messenger RNA of Penicillium antarcticum, 1467 nucleotides long. RefSeq names its product putative MFS sugar transporter. The transcript is spliced from 2 exons. Gene Ontology annotation, cellular component: membrane. Lineage: Eukaryota; Fungi; Ascomycota; Eurotiomycetes; Eurotiales; Aspergillaceae. Gene Ontology annotation, molecular function: carbohydrate:proton symporter activity. Bases 1 to 1467 code for a protein of 488 amino acids. The record is from RefSeq and is a predicted model, not a curated record. Gene Ontology annotation, biological process: transmembrane transport; carbohydrate transport.